Molecule: messenger RNA, 2650 nt
Organism: Dioscorea cayenensis subsp. rotundata (Guinea yam)
Lineage: Eukaryota; Viridiplantae; Streptophyta; Magnoliopsida; Dioscoreales; Dioscoreaceae
Product: transcription factor IIIB 60 kDa subunit
Exons: 19
Coding region: 102-2000 (632 amino acids)
Biological process (GO): transcription preinitiation complex assembly; transcription by RNA polymerase III; DNA-templated transcription initiation
Cellular component (GO): nucleus; transcription preinitiation complex; transcription factor TFIIIB complex
Molecular function (GO): RNA polymerase III type 3 promoter sequence-specific DNA binding; TBP-class protein binding; RNA polymerase III general transcription initiation factor activity
Source: RefSeq, a predicted model, not a curated record
CCUUGUUUAGGGUUUAACCACUCUUCCGAAAUCGAGUUUGAAUUCCCUCUAUAAACCCUAAUUCUUGAUUGUUCUUCGUCAAGGCGUCGAUUUUUACUGGAAUGAUCCUUUAUUGCAGUCACUGCGGGCAAGGAUCCCUCGCAGCCCGCGAUCCUGAUAAGGGUUACAUAUGCUGCGCUGAUUGUGGGAAGGUGCUUGAUGACAAUGUAUACUCCGAGGAACCCACCUUUGAGAAGACUGGCGAUGGCUCGAGCCGGUUGGCUGGUAAUAUCAUUCGAAGUAUUGAGGAUCGGUAUGCAGAGUCUUAUCGAAGAAGAUUGAAUAGAGGAAGGGACGAGAUUAAUGAAAUUAUAACGAAUCUCCAAAUAGGUGGUGGUGACAACAUGAUUAACAGAGCCCUGGCCUUUUAUCAGAUAGCAGUUGAUAAUAAUUUCAUUAAAGGAAGAAAUGCCAUGCAUAUUGCGGCUUCUUGUCUUUAUCUUGCUUGUCGGCAAACAAAGAAGGCAUAUCUUCUUAUUGAUUUUUCAGAUUACUUGCAGAUAAAUGUUUAUGUUCUAGGUGCUGUGUUUUUGCAGCUCUGCAAGCAUUUACGCCUUUGGGAUCAUCCUAUUGUUCAAAAACUUGUUGAUCCUAGCCUUUUCAUCCAUCGAUUCACAGAGAGCUUAUUGGGUCGUAAAAAUAAUGCUGUUUCUGCAACUGCAUUGCGAAUUGUAGCUAGCAUGAAGAGAGAUUGGAUGCAGACAGGGAGAAAACCGAGUGGGUUAUGUGGUGCAGCUUUAUACAUAUCUGCACUUUCUCACGGUCUAAGUUAUUCCAAAUCAGAUAUUGUAGCUGUUGUGCAUGUUUGUGAAGCAACAUUAACAAGACGACUGAUGGAGUUUGAGAAUACAGAAUCUGGCUGUUUAACUAUUGAGGAGUUCCUUGCUAAGGCAGAUGAGCUUGAUGAAGAGUCUUGCCAUAAUCAAUUUCCUAGAUCGGGUGAAUUGCUAUGUAAACACAAGGGUACAAAGGAAUCUCAUUUUGCCCAUGGACUUUGCGAAAAAUGCUACAAUAAAUUCAUUAAGAUGUCAGGGGGUCUUCAGGGAGGCUCUGAACCUCCUGCUUUCCAGCGUGCCGAAAAGCAGAGACAAAGGGAAUCAGAAAAAGAAGGGAAGCUGAGAGAGUCAAGCCAACUAAAUCUCGGCAAUGAUUCUAGUCAGAAGCAAGAGGCUAAAUUUUGUUCUGAGAAUGAAACUAACUGGACUGGAGAUGUAUCAAUGCUUUCACAGGAGACAGAAAAGACUGGACGUCAAACUGCUGAUUCAUCUGUCUUUGAUGAAUCUCAGAAUGCGAGCAGCGCACCAGUUGAUGAGCAUGAAAACUUCUCUGAUAUUGAUGAUGUUGAGGUUGAUGGAUAUCUACUUCACAAUGAGGAAGAAAAGCAGUAUAAAAAAAUUAUUUGGGAAGAAAUGAAUAAAGAGUAUCUUGAGGAGCAAGCAGCUAAAGAAGCAGCAGCUGCUGCUGCAAAGAAAGCGCAAGAUGCUCUUUUAGCAAAUCUAUCUGGUGAAUAUCUAUCCUCAGAGGACCUCGCUGCAGCAACUGCAGCUGCUUUAGCAAAAUCCAGAAAGGAGAGGAGACAAAAACGAGCUGAAGAGGCUAAGAACUCAGCUCCUGCUCAAACACCUCUUGAAGCAACCUAUAAAAUGCUGAAGAGAAAGACAUUUAGUUCCAAAAUCAAUUACAAGGCACUAGAGAAUCUCUACAGAAUCAAUGAAGACGAUACAAAACGGCAACGGACAGAGUCAGAAGCUGAUGCUGGUAUUGCUGCUGACAACGACCAGAAAGAUAAAAAAAGUACGGCAUUUGAUUCAGGAGAUGCAGAUGAUGUUCAUGAAGCUGAUACAUUUGAUGAUAUUCCUGGUCCCAAUGAUGAUGGCCACAAUGAAUACCAUGGGAAUGAAGAUGAAUACUACGGAAAUGAAGAUGAAGAUUAUGGUUAUGAUGAUGAUUUUGUGGAGUAAGGUUCACCAAGGUAUCUCACGCCAUGAUUUUCUGCUGCCUCGUCAUACAUUUGAUGAUAUUCCUGGUCCCAAUGAUGAUGGCCACAAUGAAUACCAUGGGAAUGAAGAUGAAUACUACGGAAAUGAAGAUGAAGAUUAUGGUUAUGAUGAUGAUUUUGUGGAGUAAGGUUCACCAAGGUAUCUCACGCCAUGAUUUUCUGCUGCCUCGUCAUCCAGUUAUAAAAGGUUGGUUAUUUUUUCCACAACCACGCCUAUCAAUUGAAUUAGUUACAAAAGUGUGAGUUAUCAUUUUUUUUUUCAUUUGAGUUGUCAUUGCUAUUGUAUAUAGAUGUAGAGUUGGAAAUAGGUACUCCAUGUUGAAUUUAUUAUCAGUACCUCCCUCUCUAUAGCAUGGAGAGUUUAAAAAUCCACAUAAACUACAAUUAUUUAUUCUAACUUAGGAAUAAAAGUUGUUUGAGGAUAUCUUGAUAAUCUUAUGUUGCCUUUGGUUCAAUCAAAGGCAGCAAUUUCAAUAACAUUUAUUCAUUUAUAUCUCUUGGGUUUGUUCGCCUGUAGUUCAGCUCAGUAGGUCAAAAAAUCAUGUGGGGUUUUCGAACUCUAGCAAGUGUAAUAGAAAUUCUGAGAAAGAAAGGUCAUACCUGAUUUUUUAU